Molecule: messenger RNA, 1255 nt
Organism: Tinamus guttatus (white-throated tinamou)
Lineage: Eukaryota; Metazoa; Chordata; Aves; Tinamiformes; Tinamidae
Source: RefSeq, a predicted model, not a curated record
AUGAAGAGGCAGUAUCGAAGGGACCAAGCAACUUUUGGGAAGAAAGCAAAGGGAUGUCUUGGUUCUUCCCGGGACCGAACCGUGCAGGCCGUCGCAGACCCCGACGGGCAGAGCGGGCCGUGGCAGUGUCGCCUGCAGGGUGACCGCGGCGCCCUGCGAACACCCGAGGGGCACAGUCGCUGCGGGGGGUUGUUCUUUGUUCAGACGGUUGGUACAAGGGCUCGCGCCCUCCUUGCCCGGCGGGUGCUGCCCGUCUGGCCCCGCGCGUACAUCACGUGCAACGAGUACACGCAGUUCUAAGGAGGGAAGAAGGCGGAUUUUCCACGAACUAAUUUUAGACGUUUAUCGUUCGAUCACUGCAGUUUGUCUCUGCAGCCAUUUGAGUACCCAGUUUGCACCCAAGAUGGGACAGUCUUUGACAUACUGAGCAUUCUUCCUUGGAUAAAAAAGUAUGGAACCAAUCCAAUCACAGGAGAAAAACUGGAUGCCAAAUCACUUAUAAAGCUAAAUUUUGCUAAAAACAGUGAAGGUAAAUACCACUGUCCAGUGCUGUUCACUGUAUUCACCAAUAACUCCCAUAUUGUGGCCAUCAAGACAACUGGAAAUGUAUUUGCCUAUGAGGCAGUUGAGCAGCUGAACAUCAAACCGAAGAGCUACAAGGAUCUUUUGACAGAUGAGCCCUUCACUCGGCAAGACAUUGUGACACUGCAGGACCCAACAAACUUGGAUAAAUUCAACGUCUCUAACUUCUUUCAUGUUAAGAACAACUUAAAAGUAAUUGAUCCGGAGGAAGAAAAAGCAAAGUUAGAUCCAUCUUACUAUUUGAAAAAUACAAAUACUGAGACACGAGAGACUUUACUGGAACUUUAUAAGGAAUUCAAAGGAGAUGAUAUUCUAGCAGCUACCAUGAAGGCUCCUGAAAAGAAAAAAGUGGAUAAACUGAAUGCAGCCCACUAUUCCACUGGAGCAGUAAGUGCUUCCUUCACAUCCACUGCGAUGGUGCCAGAAACCACUCAUGAAGCAGCUGCUAUUGAAGAGGAUGUCGUAAGAUACCAAUAUGUGAAGAAGAAGGGCUAUGUACGACUUCACACUAAUAAAGGAGACCUGAACUUGGAGCUGCACUGUGACAUGACUCCUCGAACAUGUGAAAACUUUAUCAAACUAUGCAAGAAAAAUUAUUACGAUGGAACAAUUUUUCACAGAUCAAUUCGUAAUUUUGUGAUCCAAGGAGGUGAUCCAACUGGAACAGGAACAG